Patiria miniata (bat star) is the source of this 1837-nucleotide messenger RNA. RefSeq names its product neurotrophin-3-like. Gene Ontology annotation, molecular function: signaling receptor binding. The annotation marks the transcript as partial. Lineage: Eukaryota; Metazoa; Echinodermata; Asteroidea; Valvatida; Asterinidae. The transcript is spliced from 4 exons. The record is from RefSeq and is a predicted model, not a curated record.
AUUGUGGUGGCCGGAUACGUCCAUUACCCAUCUUGUCCAUAUCUCCCUCCAGAUUUUGAUUUUGAUGCAGACCACCAAGAUAGUAGAGGACCACCCCCUCAAGCAAUACACGACAACGGAAUGCUUCACCUAGUUCUGCACUAUCUUUCACAGAAACUUAUACGAGAAAUGGAAGGCGAGGAGGAGACGAUGCUCAACCAGCGACAAGGCCAGGUGCUGCACGACAAGAUCACGGGCUUCUACGAUGAGAUCCUCAAGCAUCCGGCGCUGAACAGCAACCGGAUUGCCUUCAGUCAGAAGAAGCCGGAUUUCGCCGAGUACCGGCCGGAUCACCCCGGAGAGGCCUCGCCGUCUCAUCGGCGGGGCAAACGUGCAACUGGCCUUCUGACCGAGAUCUGCCAAAGCGUCCGCGGAUGGGAGCAAGAAACCAUCGGCGUGACGAGGAACCAUGAAGUGGUCAACCUGUAUCCAGAUCAGCAUUUUUUUACCACCAGGUGUCUGAGUAACGGGCAGAGCUGCAACUACAUCAACGAUUGGACGGUGACUUCGGAGUGUACUUCGCGCUCGUCGUGGACGAUUGCCUACGUCGAGGUGUUAGACGGUUCGAGUAUUGGCUACGACUGGGAAUGGAUUGCCAUCGAUACAUGCUGCAGCUGUGCCGCUAGCGCGUAAUAUCAAUCAUUGAGGAAGGUACUUGUAGAAUGAGACAAAAGAUUUGGGGAUGAUUUUAUAUAGCCUAGAUCCCCAGCCCUGGCCCGUAAAACUUUCUCUCGGAGGAAGGGUUUGAUUUAUAUUUACGAACAUCACUGACUGAUGAAGCUUAUUCACUCAAGAUGCCUUAAUCGUGGCUCAGCUUUAUUUGUGGUUGUAAAAAAAAUAUAUCACGCCCACAACAUAUUAUUCCUAUGUGUAUCACCUGUGAUCCUACCAGUGCAUAUGACGUUAUCAGUUUGUUGUACUUUAUCUGAAAAAAAAGACUAAGUGUGCAAUUUAAAAUGUGACAAGUGAUUAACAAAACGUACAUUCAUGACACUAUUAAAGGAUUUCGAAGACUAACGUUUAAGAAAUACGCUAAAUUGUAAGCACUGGACUACUUUUUGAAUUGUUUUCUCUAGUUGAGUUUCCGCAAGUAGGAUAUUGUUGUGUAUAAAAGACAAAAUCAAAAAUUAUAUUAUACCGAAUUCUGGAUGAGUGACUACUCUUCUCAUUGUUUUCUCGCUGAGUGCAAUGACGAGCAGACAUGAAUAGUAUUUAUGACAGCUGUAAUAUUUUAAGACGUGUUAUUUCAGAGUUUAAUUCUGGGAAACUGAGACUUAAUAUCAGCAAUUAAUUCAAAAAAUUUGCAAUUAUAAAUAUGCUUUUAAGAGACCAAACGCGACCGCAUAUCCCCCGUGGGAUUGCAGCGGACGGAAGACUAAGGAGUAAGGACACCGCUUAGAAAUUUGAAAGUAAAAUUAUGUUUUUUUUCCAUGCCGUUUUUAUUGUCUCUAAAAUUUCAGCCGAUUUCAUACCUCAGUCUGUCAAGGGAAACCGCUGAAUUUUAUUAGGCCUAUAUCCACUUUUGCAUGCUAUACAUACACUCACUGCUUGUGUUCCCGAAUACAAAUUCACGAGGAAAAAAUAUAUAGAAAAGAAAAUUUAAAUAAAAGCUGGCAACCCUCAACCUUUACUUGGGAAAACCGCGCGUUGACGUUGUCGUACCCUUGGGAACUCGACUGAGCCUGAUGUCUGAAGUGCGAUAAGUCAAAUUUGUGCAGGUAGCAGACCAGUAAAUAAACCUCCAUAGACCCCAAUGGUAAAUGCUCCCACUUCAAAAAUUCGGGAAAAAUACUCACAA